Molecule: messenger RNA, 8564 nt
Organism: Rattus norvegicus (Norway rat)
Lineage: Eukaryota; Metazoa; Chordata; Mammalia; Rodentia; Muridae
Source: RefSeq, a predicted model, not a curated record
CUCGCUCGCGGGGGUCUCGGCGAGUGGCUUGCGUGAGCUCGGCCCUGCCCUUCCCCGGACUGCCGCGCAGCAGGGAGGUCCCAGGUUGCGCCCCGAAACUGCCAAGCCCCGAGCGGGCCGCGCCCCGAUCUGGGGAGGUGUCACUGGGUCAUACCAUCACCGAGCCACCUAACUAUCAUUUCUGAGAAAAGGAAAAGGGUGGAUCUGAGUAGAGAAGGUAGGUGCAGGUCACAGAACAGGAAGUGGCUCAGAUUCAGGGUUAGGACUAAGGCCUCACCCGCCAAGAGUCAAAGGUUUUUUUUUUUUUUUUUUUUUUUUUUUUGAUUCCAGCUCUUUAACUUUUUUGUUUUUUGGGACCAGGCUUUUCUAUGCAGUUGCUCUGUAGACUAGGCUGGCCACAGUCAUAUUAAGCAUUACAGUCCACACCACCCCUCAUCAUCGUCCUGUUUCCAGAGAGAGGGUUUCCUGUGUAGCCCUGGCUGUCCUGGAACUUGCUCUGUAGACCAGGCUGGCAUCAAACUCAGAGAUCCGCCUGCCUCUGCCUCCUCAGUGCUGCGAUUACAGGUGUGCACCACCACAUAGGGCCUGAAAGUUUUCAUGUUUAAGCCUUAUUUUGAUGUAAUGUCAAACAUCACUGUUUUAAACACGUAACUAACAGCUUAGGUUCCCUGUCUCUUGUCAUUUCUAAGCCAUAUACAGGGUGGCCCAGGCAGGCACACCUUACAGCACCCCACCUUACAGCACAGUGGUCCAGAAACCGCCCGUCUGCUAUGACACUUGUCCAAUAGUAUUCUCGAGCACUUUUUAUAGAUAGAACCCAGGAUCCUUGUAUUUUAUUGUCCUAAGCACUCAUACUUUUAAUUCCCACAACCUCUCAUUCUGUGACUAUUCAUAAAGUUAACUACAGGUGAUGAGGCUGCAGCAGGUAGCCAGUGCCAAGACGGAGAGAUGAGUCAGCAGUUGGGAGUUCCUCGAUGCUUUUCCGGAGGAUCUGAGUUUAACGGCCAUCACUCAUCCUGGGAGACGUACAACUAACUUCCUGUUACAACAGCUCUGGAUCUGAUGCCCAGCUCUGACUCAGGCACCUCUGCACAUACAGCACACACAUGCACGCACACACACCACAACCUUUUACAUGGAGAACAAGCCAGUGAGCAACACUCCACGACUUCUGCUUUGUUUUCUGCCCUUCAGGUUCCUUCCUUGAUCCCUGCCCUGACUUCUCUAAAUAAUGGCCUACAAGUUGUGAGAUGAAAUAAGUCCCUCCCUCCCCAAGUUGCUUUUGGUCAUUGUACCGGUUGGUUCUGUGUGUCAACUUGACACAAGCUGGAGUUAUCACAGAGCAAGGAGCCUCCCUUGAGGAAAUGCCUCCAUGAGACCCAGCUGUAAGGCAUUUUCUCAAUUAGUGAUCAAGGGGGGAGGACCCAGCCCAUUGUGGGUGGUGCCAUCCCUGGGCUAGUGGUCCUGGGUUCUUUAAGAGAGAAGGCUGAUCAAGCCAGGGGAAGGAAGCCAGUAAGUAACAUCCCUCCAUGGCCUCUGCAUCAGCUCCUGCUUCCUGACCUUCGUGAGUUCCUGUACUGACUUCCUUUGGUGAUGAACAGCAGUGUGGAAGUGUGAGCUGAAUAAACCCUUUCCUCCCCAACUUGCUUCUCAGUCCUGAUGUUUGUGCAGGAAUAGAAACCCUGACUACGACACUCAUGUUCUUUAUCACAGCAGUAAAAACCCAACUAAGACACAUGGAUUGCAGCAUAACAAGUGCCUAUCAUCCCAGCCCUUGGGAAGUGGAGAUACGGAGAGAUCCCUGGGGCUUGCUGACUAAACCAGCCUAUCUGAAUCACUGAGCUCCAGGUGAAAGGCCCUGUCUCAAAAGUAAUGUGGGAGCCGAGGAGCUGGCUCAUCAGGGAAGGCAUCUACUGUGAGCAAGUGAAAGUCUGUUGACCUGAGCUUGAUCCACAGAACCCACAUAGAGGUGGAAGGAGAGAACCGAGUCCACAAAGUUGUCCUCGGAUUUGCACAAAGGCAUAGGAAGUCAAUGAGUGAGUAAAUAACUUACAGGGAUGACGGAGUGCGAUCGAAAGGUACCCUUCACGAAAAGUUUACACACACUGAAAGUGGUGUGAGGAGGGUCAGGCGAGUUCUUGGAGGGUGUGCUGAGCUCUGCUGCUGUGUCUGGGCACGUCUGGGCCUAUGUGUGACUCGGAAUGGUAAGAUCAUCAGAGAUGAGCGCUAAGGCAGAGACUGCCUUGGCCCCCUCGUGUUGAAGGCUCACAGUUGUCCACUCAGGUAUGUGUGUAUCACCAUCUUGUCCUUAGUGAGUCCUACACAUUCUGGGAUUCAGUCUCAGAUGUCUGGUGUUUCCUCCUUCCCUGAGGUUUGAACUUUGAGGGAUCUGAGGGAUGGCCUAGUGGUCACAGACUUCCUGUGACACCUUCUGUUCCUCUUGGAGACACUUGACCUUAUGGAGCCUUGGAUUUUCUGACGUGACAGAACCCUGUGCUCUUCCUGGUCUCAGCUUGUGAGGCAUUAUGGUUUCACAAAUGAUGGGAGAUACCAUGGCUUGUGUUUGUGAAAGGCACUGGGGUGGUCACGGAGUGACACACGUGAGACGCUUCAGUCACUUUCCAUACCCUGAAGGCACUGGGGAUCAAUCCCAAGGGCCUCAUGACCAACAGGUAAAAAAAGGCUCUGUCACUGAAAGACAGCAACUCCAGAAACAGGUAUUUUAGCCAGGCCUGUCUUUACAUGCCUGUGAUUGCAACCGUGGGAGGCUGAGGCAGGAGGAUCUUGAGUUAGAGGCUAGCCUAUGCAACACAGAGAAAUCCUGUCUUCAAACAACAAAAAAGGAAAGAGCAAGGUGUGGGGGAGAAGGGUACAUGGGAGGGUUUGGCGGGAGGAUAGGGGUGGAAGAGGUGAUGCUAUUUUUAUAUUAUGACUGAAAAAUAAAGGAAAACAGGAACAAAAAGAUUGCAGGUGCUUCAGUGUACCCCUGCACCUGAGCGCCUUUGGGGAGCCCUGUGCCUAGGCAGUGAGCCCUGACGGGUCUUCAGUGAGCUCUGUGCCUAGGCUGGGGUCAGGUAGGUUGUGGGGGAGGAGUGGGAGAGAUGAGGUGGUCACUGUGCAGUUAAAAACUCUCUCCCCUAGCUCUUCUUUCUAACAUAACCCGUUGAGUGGAGCCUGUUACCCUAAACCAGGCCUCAGUAAGUGAACCUGGGCAGAGUAAGCGAAGCGAGGCCCCUCCCCCUCUGCUGUGUGUAAGUGGAACUGCAAACAGUCUAACAUGAAAAAUUGAUUCAAGGGCCCAGGGAGGGAGUCCAGCAGGAGGUGGGGCCUUGGGCCUCUGCCAAACCAGACUCUGGGCAGAGGCAGGAGCCCUGAAGGGGAUGAGGAAAUCAAGGUUGUGGCCUGUGCUGGGCAGCAUGGUGCCUCUUUGCAGGCCCAAGGAGGCUGGGAGGCCAGGAAGGAGCGUCUGGCUAUAGAGAUCUGAAGCUUAGCAACAGCUGAGGGGUGGGCUGGGAGCAUCUCUGGGAGGCGAGAGUAGUGGGGUUUCCUGGCUUCUCCAAAGGCCUGUGAAAGGUCAGCCUUUGGCCACAGGCCUGCUCAGCUGUUUCCCAGUUUCUAAGACUCUGGGCUGGCGAGGAGGGAAUCCCCAUCCCUGCACUCACAAACCUGUGCCAGUGCACACCACCAGCAUCAGUGCUGCUGGGCCCUGAACGUGGCCCACGUGUUGGUUGCCAUGGUAGCAGCUACAUGCUGGCAGAGGGCCCAGGUUGGGCUAAUCUAGAUGGAGGUGAGGGAAAAUCAUCUGUGUUUGGGGCACUACUAGCAUUAUUGGAAGCCAGCUUGGGGGAUAGGGCAAAGGGGCCUUUUAAGGAGACCUGUCCUUAGCAAUCUGAGAACGUUUUCCAAGAGAUGGGUGUGUAGUGGACACUUUGAGUCUGGGCCUUUAGGGCACUCUUGCUCUUGCUCCCAGCUGGACUUACUGAGAAGGGCGUCAACUCAGCCCCAAGCCUUGCUGGAACCAGUCUAAGCCUGAGGGGGUCCUAGCCUUUUAGACCCAGCUGUGGUUAGAAUGGCCCACUGCUGUGUCCACUCAGAGUGGGCUGUUCUCCUGAGUAACGGUUGGGUUGGGAUAUUGCUCACCCAAAUGGCCUCUCAAAGUCCAUUAAAGGUGCUCCUCCCCCAAGACAUACAUGUGUUGAAGUUGGUGCCUCAGGUAGCUUGGCAUCUGUACUUAGACGCUAGCUACAGUAGCAUCAGACAGUCAUACUUUGGGCAUCCCGUCUUCCCCUCUGGUUCAUGGGGGUAAAGAACCCUCAAGUGGAGCUGACUUAGAUGUCCCCGCGUGCAGCCUGGACAGCCACGGUGGCACACAUGUCCCCGGGUGCAGCCUGGACAGCCACGGUGGCACACAUGUCCCCGGGUGCGGCCUGGACAGCCACCGUGGCACACAUCUAUUUGUGCACCCAUAAUAGAGAGAGGUGGCUUUCUGCCAUCUGAGUACCCUGUAGAUGGACAGAGGGCCCAGCCUGCCAUAGACUUGUGUGUAGCUGGGCAGGGGAUCCUCUAAGUGGUGUACAGCCUGACUGUUGUGCCAGCAUCCAGAAGUGGGUGCUGGGGCUUGUGCUAGAGUAGCAUCUUCAGAGGCUGAGCUGAGUCUCCAGGGGACCACAACAGCUCAUCCUGGCCCCUUUCGCUGUGAACCUUCACACAAACACUCCAUAUGAAGACCUGUCUACAGUAUUACAACUUUCCACAGAGCUGUAGCUCGUUACACAGGAACCAGACAAAAUGCCCAUCAUACAGGGGAAGCGUCUAUUUUGUGGUAGAGCUCCUGAUGGGAUCUGGAAGGGAAAGACCCUGGUGCGCCACAGCUUGGAGACUGCAGUGGAGAGACCCAGGAAAGCUGCCUCCUGCCAAGGCGUACCCUGAAGCCCAGCAGGCCCUCAUAUUGCAAAUGUCAUUGCCAAUGUCAAUAGCCCUGUUCUACCUGGGGCUGUUGUGGGGAAGUGUCCCAAAACUGAGUAGCCAUCGACACCUCUGGCUCUAUUUCCAACAGCCUGUCCAGAGCCAGGGCACUUAGCGCCUGGCGGCCAGGCCUUCUCCUGCUAGGUAUCUGAUGCUGGUGAACCCUGCCAGCACCAGUCAAGCUAAUGAAGCCAUUAUGCCAAUCAGAAGGACUAGACUCUCAGGGCUCUUAAGCAGUCUGGCUAGAUGGGGUUAGGGAACAAUGGGCAUAGUUGACCCUCAGGCUCUCCCCUGAGAGACCAACCUAAUCAGAUCCUUGGUACCUGACGGGGGCUGCUCCAAGCUUGGAACACUUUUUAGUAUGGACGCCACCCUGGCAACUGGGGCUUUUGCACGGACAUCAUACUCCCCACCCCCCACUGUAUCUCUAAGGCAGUACUUGACACACAACCUGACUACACUUUCUGAUGGGGCCUCAUACAUGUGCGUGGGUCACAAUUUGAAUAAAGCUGUCCUGCAGGGAAAGAUGACAGCAAUAGGGUUAGCGCGUGACAAUAUGUCAUGGGUCCUACUGUGAGCCCUCUAUUGGGGAAAGUUCCUCUUACUUCCUCAGCGUCUUCAGAUGCUUGGAUGGACCUACCUCACCCUCUGCAUUCUCCCUUAAUGUAGACCUCUGUGCCAGUCUGGCCAUGUACAAGUCCCCUACCAUAGCCACUUGAGGGAUGACAGGCACGGGACAAGGGAAAGAAGACUGGGGCCAUGACUGGAAGCAGUCCACAUUCUCCUGUUACUGUCCCUCAGGAGGGCCUUCCCCUGUGGUCAGUCGCACACUGUUAUGAGGAAGAAGACACCAAUUCUGGCUCAGGCCCAUGAUGGACAGCUCCGGUUUCCUGCUUGGCUCUGGUCCCCUGAGGCAGGUGCAGGGUAAAACUGAGCAGGGCUGCGGAAGCUCCCUGUCAGGCUCAGGAUGAAGAGGGUACAGCCGGGUGGUCCCAGAGGUAAGAGGUCAGGGGUCAGGUGUGGCUGGCUUCCAGCAUCUCCUAAACCGUACCACCCAGCCCUGAGCUCCCCACACAGAAGGGAAGAGCAUCAUGCCCCAAGAGAUGGCAGGGAACACAUGGUAUACCUUGAUUCUUUGCCUGCUACACGGGUGUGAGCAUCACCUGGUUGCCCUAGCAGACCAUGUGAGGCUGCUCUUUCCAAACCUAGGGGACCAGGAACAGCAGCGUAUCUGCCUCCACACUGCCAUCCCUGCUCAGGUCAGGGUGUCCCAGCUUCACUGCUGGCCCUUACUGCUGCCUCCCCAGCCCACGGCCUUGGGGCAGACGUGUCAAGCUCAGGGCCACACAAAAAGGUAGGAACUGUGUGGCCAGGGGGAUAGGCCAGGAUGCUGCUGUAUGCUACGGGGGCCAUUUUGCUCCUGGUGGCAGGAAUCAGAGAAGCAGUAACUGGAUCCUGUAGAGGAUCUGGCGGGCUACUGAGGGUGGAGGGCUGCGUUCAGAUCAGGUUGCCACCCUGCUGUGAGUUUUCCACUGGGCUGCUUUUUCUACCUUGGGAAAGAGCUGGGCUGGACUCAGGGUCUAAGCCGGGUACUGGGAGGCCUUGAAGCAAUAGGGCAGCAAGGAGAGAGGCUGAGAGCUGUGGGAUCUACAGUAUGUAGGGCAUAGCACCCAGGUAGCCGUGGGUGAGGACAAGGAGGUGGUCAACCUUGCUCCUGUCCUGCUGGCCAUCAACUCUGGACUUGGUGCUAUCCAGGAGCCACUGAAAUCCAAGCUGGGGGUAAGGCAAGGUGGCUACUGCUCCUAAGCCAGUGCCUUUCUGAUCCGCCCCCCCUCACCCGCCCUCCGGGCUCCCUGCUGGUCAUGUAAGAUCUGCCUGAGUGGCCGAGGCCACAAGACAGAGGGAGCUGACUCUGAGGCAGGGAGUGUCCAUGUUGCUGGCUAGGCUUGGGAGCCAAGGGCCAGAUAAACAGAUCUGGGCCUCAGGGGGGGCUACAGGCCCCCUGAACACUCAGAGAGAGCUCCCUGGACCCCUGAAGCAACUUGGCUAGUCUCAAAGAUGCCAACCAACGGCUUGCACCAGGUGCUGAAGAUCCAGUUUGGCCUUGUGAACGAUGCCGACCGCUACCUCACGGCUGAGAGCUUUGGCUUCAAGGUCAACGCUUCCGCAGCCAGCCUCAAGAGGAAGCAGAUAUGGGUCCUGGAGCCUGACCCAGGGCAGGGCACUGCUGUGCUGUUUCGCAGCAGCCACCUAGGCCGCUACCUGUCGGCAGAAGAAGAUGGGCGCGUGGCCUGUGAGAUGGAUCACCCGGGCCGUGACUGUCGCUUCUUGGUCUUGCCGCAGCCUGACGGGCGCUGGGUGCUGCAGUCAGAGCCACACGGCCGCUUCUUUGGUGGCGUUGAGGACCGACUGUCCUGCUUUGCUACGGCCAUCUCCCCGGCAGAGCUGUGGACCGUACACCUGGCCAUCCACCCACAGGCUCACUUGCUGAGUGUGAGCCGCCGGCGCUACGUGCACCUGUGCCUUCAGGAGGACGAGAUGGCGGCAGAUGGUGACAUGCCGUGGGGUGUGGACGCACUGCUCACCCUCAUUUUCCAGAGCAGGCGGUACUGCCUCAAGUCUUAUGACAGCCGCUACCUUCGAAGUGAUGGCCGCCUUGUCUGGGAGCCUGAAGCCCAUGCCUGCUACACACUGGAGUUCAAGGCAGGCAAGCUGGCCUUCAAGGACUGUGACGGCCGAUACCUGGCACCUGUGGGGCCUGCCGGCACGCUUAAGGCUGGCCGAAACACGAGGCCCGGCAAGGAUGAACUCUUCGACCUGGAGCAGAGUCACCCACAGGUGGUACUGGUAGCUGCCAACCACCGCUACGUCUCUGUGAGGCAAGGAAUCAAUGUCUCAGCCAAUCAGGAUGAAGAACUGGACCAUGAGACAUUCCUAAUGCAAAUCGACCAGGAGACAAAGAAGUGUACUUUCUAUUCCAGCACUGGGGGCUACUGGACCUUGGUCACUCACGGGGGCAUUCAGGCCACAGCCACGCAAGUUUCUGCCAACACCAUGUUUGAAAUAGAAUGGCACGGCCGGCGGGUGGCACUUAAAGCCAGCAAUGGGCGUUAUGUGUGCAUGAAGAAGAAUGGGCAGCUGGCUGCUAUCAGUGACUUUGUGGGUGAGGACGAGUUAUUCAUCCUCAAACUCAUCAACCGACCCAUCCUGGUGCUCCGUGGCCUGGAUGGCUUUGUGUGCCACCGCCGAGGCUCCAACCAGCUGGACACCAACCGCUCCACCUACGAUGUCUUCCACCUGAGCUUCAGGGAUGGCGCCUAUCAAAUCAGAGGCCGUGGAGGUGGGUUCUGGUACACUGGGAGCCAUGGAAGUGUGUGCAGCGAUGGUGACUUGGCGGAGGAUUUCCUCUUCGAGUUCCGAGAGCGUGGCCGUUUGGCCAUCCGUGCCCUCAGUGGCAAGUACCUGCGUGGAGGUGCCUCAGGGCUGCUGCGUGCUGACGCGGACCUGCCUACGGGGGAAGCUCUCUGGGAAUAUUGAGGACUCACAGGGGGUCAACCCCAGAGCCAACCUACCCAGCAUUAAACCUUUGUUGCAGAGUU